This is a messenger RNA of Scaptodrosophila lebanonensis, 2905 nucleotides long. RefSeq lists its product as uncharacterized. The coding region runs from base 74 to 2797 and encodes 907 amino acids. Lineage: Eukaryota; Metazoa; Arthropoda; Insecta; Diptera; Drosophilidae. The transcript is spliced from 2 exons. The record is from RefSeq and is a predicted model, not a curated record.
UGUGCUUGUGUGGUAAAAUUAAAUCGCACAGAUAGGCUCUAGUUGGCGCGCGUUUCCAAUAAAGAAUGUAAAUAUGUCGCUCCCGUUGUUGGACGAGGAGGAACUCGAGGCAUUAGUAUACGAACGCUCAAAAAUCUGGUCGAGUCUUCUGAAGUGCUUCGAGGAGCAAGACGAUGAGGAAAUAAUAGAGAUGCACAAUAUUGAAAAACUAUUCGAAAGCGAUGUUGAAGAUAACGACGAGAGCGUGGCCGGCACCGAUGAGGCCGAGGAGGACGAUGUGGAGGACGACAUAGCAAAUACAACAGUAACCAAAACGCGAACCGAGCUUGCGCUAAUGCUUUAUAGUGGCGAGAACAAGCAGGAGACACAGGAGUUGCAGGUAAUACUCAAUCAGACGCUGCCCGUUUUUGAGGAGCACAAGCGCAAGUGGCGGGACGCAGGCCUAGAUCGCAUUCUGGACACAUUCGAUGAACAGAAAAUUGAGGUGCAUGUGGGCGAUUGGCUGCGUCGCAACAACAGCGUUUACGGUGGCAAACUAACACCCGAGAAAUCGGCCACAAAGCGCUCAACUUCCUCGGAUGAGACGGACAGCGGCAGCAUCAGCAGCGCUGAAUACGAAACCGUGGACACGGCGCGCUAUGUGCGCAAACGCAUUUCAAAGCCCAGGCUGCCCAUACCGAUGAAAAUUGACCGCACCCACAUGCGCAAGCGACAAGAACUGCGCGCCGAAUUCAGCGCCACUGACUAUGAUGAGGUGCGCCGAUAUCGAAAGCAUGAGAGAGACACACCACUGCGCAUACCCAAACCAACUUACCGCCAAAGCCAGCAACAUCGCAGCCGUUGCAGCCACCAGCACUAUAAGCAUUAUUCUCGCAAGCCACGGGCUAGUGCCCUGUGCUCAGACUCCUCAUCCAGCGAUAUGGAGGUGGACUACUGCGGACCCCAUUGCGAGUGUACCGCCUCCAAACGCCACGAUAGGGUGAAGACUAUGUACCAUUGCUGCACCUAUCACAGCCACCAUCGGUCCAGUGGCUGCGGCAGAUCAAUGCGACUAAUUGAACGCAAUGUGCGUCAUCUGCGCCGCCAGCAUGCUCUCGACGAGGACCUGCACAUGGAUAUGCGGCCGCGGGUGCGGGAGAGCGACUGCAGCUGCUGUAACAGAAAGAAGUUGUGCUCGAAUGUGGUGCAUGUCGCCAACAGUUCCACGGAAGAGUGGAUUGUGGAGAACGGCAGCAGCAGUAGCAGUCCGUAUGUGGAAGCGAAUCUUAUGAGAGUGCAAACUCUAUCUAUGAAAACUGCCUCAGCUGAAUUGACUUCAGCAAAGGCUAGAGAGGCGCUUUCACAGGCUGAAAGGAAGCUGCUUCCAACACCCAAAGCGCACAGAAAGGUGCUAGGCGUGUUCUCUAAAACUGAUCCAGCUAUACUGCCUUUUAUUUCAGAGGAACCAGUUAAUACAAAGAAAACAAAGAGAGCAACCGUUGAAGCAGAGAAAAAGAAAGCAAAGCCAACAAAUACAAAUGAAUCGAUUGUUGCCCACGAAGGACAAGAAAUUGUCAAUGCAACGCCAAAAUCUCUUCAAAAGCGAAAGCCAGGCUGGCAGCUGAAGUGUGUGAAGGAACCAGAAAAAGACACCCCACUUAAAUCGAUUAGUUACGUGGAGAAAGAGAAUUCCUCAAAUAUAGCAAAGGCGGGGGCGAACGAGGAAAGAAUUGUGAAAGCCAAGACCACAAGUUUGGCAGUCAAUCGAAAAACCUCUCAAGCGCUAACGGAGCUGCCAAGAAACAGAGACCAGGAGCCUCUGUCGCCGCCAAAAGUAACUGAAACGCCGACUAAAACUAAUAUUCAAAAUAGAAAAUCAGGCAAAAAAACGAACAGCAAUAUGAAAUCAACAGCAGAUAAAAAACUAAAGCCAAUUAAAACUGCGCCAUUAAAGCGAAAUGUGAAUAACUCUGCCAAGAAGAAAAAUCUUACUACAAGCAUUGACGAUUCGACAGAAAGCGAUGAAGUCGUUGUCGUCAGCGACGAUAACGAUUCCAGUUGGUUGCCAUCGAGACAAAGGACAAAGAAGACGCCCCAAGCGGUAUUGGUUGAGGAAGACAUAAAGCUAGCCCUAUUGCUCUCGAAGGAAACAUAUAUGUCGGAGUGUACGAAGCGCCAACAAAAAGAGGAAACGGCAAGCUCGCCACAACUGCCGGAGCCCACAACCUUUAACAAUCAGAGCGUGGCUUGCAACUCCACAGCUCUGGUAAAUAACACCGCCUGCGAUCGCGCUUUGGGCAGUAAGCGUAACAUGAAACGCUCCACCGAUGUCAGUUCUACGCUGAAGAAAUCAUCACCGCCCUCCACAGCCUCAUCGAAGAAGCAAAAGCAAGUCACUGAGGAGGCCGACUGCACGGUGGUUACAUCGACGACGUGUUGCGAGUCCUCAGGUGUGGUGCAGCCAACUGCUAAACACUCGCUUCAACUAACCGCCAAUGGCAUUUUGCUGUAUGCCCCGCCUGAACGGGGUCCAGCGUCCAGCUCCUCCAAAUUUGAGCUCACAGAGCAAUCGCUUGGCGGCAUCAUUGGGGAGCGUACAGCGCGCAAGUUCCUCAAAUAUCAUGUGGGCAGUCGCAGCUUUGAUAGCCGCCUCAGCGUCUACUAUCGUCCCUCGCCAAAGCUGAGGGCUGCUCUGACCGCGGGCGUCGAUUCCCUCGAUUUAUGCAGUUCCAGCUCCAGCGACAGCGACGAUGACAUUUUCGAAUAUGCCCAGCGGUAUGGAAAUAUACACACGGUCCUAGAGCAAGCAUCUAAAUAACACUAUCCAUUCAGUGGUGAUCUAAAAUAAUUACAAAUCAAAUAUAUUUGCAACUUGUUAACUGUAACUGUAAUAUUAUUGCAUUAAAAGUUUUUAAUUUACAACUAA